GCCCCGCUGUGAUCGUGAGAUUUUGUCUGCCGGCCGGCUAAUAAAAUCCACCCCACAAUCGCCAUGUCUCGCUUUAGUGCGCUCGCUGUCGGCUCUUCCUGCGUGCUUUAGCUCCUUCUCGGCUGAUCCUUCUGUCUCUCCCUACCCCGGACACCCGGCUUCCCGAUUCUUUUCCUCUCUCCUUUUGCGGUUCAGCAUGCAGGAAAAAGACGCCUCCUCACAAGGUUUCCUGCCUCACUUCCAACAUUUCGCCACGCAGGCCAUCCAUGUGGGCCAGGAACCAGAGCAAUGGACCUCCAGGGCUGUGGUGCCCCUCAUCUCACUGUCCACCACGUUCAAGCAAGAGGCUCCCGGCCAGCACUCGGUGAGCUUAGUCUGUCUGGGGCUGUCCACAGUUGGGCGGGAAAACAAAGAUGGCUUAUGAAUUUGAAAGGCAUGGUUUUGAAUAUAGCCGUUCUGGAAAUCCCACUAGGAAUUGCCUUGAAAAAGCAGUGGCAGCACUGGAUGGGGCUAAGUACUGUUUGGCCUUUGCUUCAGGUUUAGCAGCCGCUGUAACAAUUACCCAUCUUUUAAAAGCAGGAGACCAAAUUAUUUGUGUGGAUGAUGUAUAUGGAGGUACAAACAGGUACUUCAGGCAGGUGGCAUCUGAAUUUGGAUUAAAGAUUUCUUUUGUUGAUUGUUCCAAAAUCAAAUUACUAGAGGCAGCGAUUACGCCAGAAACCAAGCUUGUUUGGAUCGAAACCCCCACAAACCCCAUCCUGAAGAUGAUUGACAUUGAAGCCUGCGCACAUAUUGUCCAUAAGCAUGGAGACAUUAUUUUGGUCGUGGAUAACACCUUUAUGUCGCCGUAUUUCCAGCGCCCUUUGGCUCUGGGAGCUGAUAUUUGUAUGUGUUCUGCAACAAAAUACAUGAAUGGCCACAGUGAUGUUGUAAUGGGCCUGGUGUCUGUUAAUUGUGAAAGACUUCAUAAUAGACUUCGUUUCUUGCAAAAUUCUCUUGGAGCAGUUCCAUCUCCUCUUGAUUGUUACCUCUGCAAUCGAGGUCUGAAGACUCUACAUGUCCGAAUGGAAAAGCAUUUCAAAAAUGGAAUGGCAGUUGCCCAGUUCUUGGAAUCUAAUCCUGGGGUAGAAAAGGUUAUUUAUCCUGGGCUGCCCUCUCAUCCACAGCAUGAGUUGGCGAAGCGUCAGUGUACAGGUUGUACAGGGAUGAUCUCCUUUUAUAUUAAGGGCACUCUUCAGCAUGCUGAAAUUUUCCUCAAGAACCUAAAGCUAUUUACUCUGGCUGAGAGUUUGGGAGGAUUCGAAAGUCUUGCUGAGCUUCCGGCAAUCAUGACUCAUGCAUCAGUUCCUAAGAAUGACAGAGAUGUCCUUGGAAUUAGUGACACACUGAUUCGACUCUCUGUGGGCUUAGAGGAUGAGAAAGACCUACUGGAAGAUCUAGAUCAAGCUUUGAAGGCAGCACACCCUCCAAGUGGAAGUCACAACUAGUAUUCCAGAGCUGCUAUUAGAAGCUGCUUCCUGUGAAGAUCAAACCUUCUGAGUAAUUAAACGGACCAACAAUGAGCCUUUGCAAAAUUUUCAAGUGGAAAUUUUAAGGCACCUCAUUAUCUUUCAUAACUGUAAUCUUCUUAGGGAUCAUCUCUGUUAAAAAGUCUUCUGUAUGUCAUAUUAUAAUUACAGGUCAAUUCUGUUAAUAUCUUUUUGUUAAUUUUGCUCUAUGUUUGCCUCUGAAGGAGGUGAGAUUUGUGCUGCUUUGGGGGAUCAUGUUCUUUUUUCAUGUCUAAGAUUUAUUUUGAUCAUGUUUACAAUAUAAUGGUCAUUCAUUUUUAUGUUUUGUGAAGAAUUUAAAUUUAAACGAAUGUUCUUAAAUCGUGUGAUUUUUUUUGCGUAUCAUUGAAAAGAACAUUAAAAGCAAUGGUUUACACUUA
Messenger RNA from Piliocolobus tephrosceles (Ugandan red Colobus), 1927 nucleotides. It is a transcript of the gene CTH, whose product is annotated as cystathionine gamma-lyase. Gene Ontology annotation, biological process: transsulfuration. Gene Ontology annotation, molecular function: pyridoxal phosphate binding; cystathionine gamma-lyase activity. Lineage: Eukaryota; Metazoa; Chordata; Mammalia; Primates; Cercopithecidae. The transcript is spliced from 12 exons. The coding region runs from base 414 to 1487 and encodes 357 amino acids. Gene Ontology annotation, cellular component: cytoplasm. The record is from RefSeq and is a predicted model, not a curated record.